Molecule: messenger RNA, 316 nt
Organism: Staurois parvus
Lineage: Eukaryota; Metazoa; Chordata; Amphibia; Anura; Ranidae
Source: the annotation of a GenBank genome assembly
GACAGCGGGCAUCGGGUCACCAGGUAUGACAGCGGGCACUGGGUCACCAGGCAUCAGCAGGCACCUGGUCAUCUGGCGCUGGAUUGUCUGGCUCGACAGCGGGCUUCGGGUCACCAGGCAUGACAGCGGGCACUGGGUCAUCAGGCAUUGGAUCGUCUGGCUCGACAGCGGGCAUCAGGUCACCAGGUAUGACAGCGGGCACGGGUCAUCAGGUACCGGAUCGUCUGGAUCAACAGCGGGCAUCGAGUCAACUGGCCUAAUAGGAUCAUCAGCUGGAUCAGUUCAUCAGGCUGGACAUCAGGCUGGGUACAGGCAU